AUGAAGGGCAGACAGGAGAGGCGGUGCAGAAGGGAUCCUGGAGAAGCGGAUCCAGGGAAGUCGAAGCAGUGGUGGACAGCAGAUGGCACGGGCGUCAACGGGCAGGCGGCCGGGGCUGACAGGAGCAGGCGACCCCGGAGGCUGAGGCCCUGGAGAGGGAAGCAGGCGGGAGGAUGGCGAGGCCGGGGUGAAGCAGGCGCGGGGAGGCAGGCGGGAGAGGGCCUGCUUGCCCCGGCCUGGAGCUCGGCUCUAUUGUGCAGCAGCUGCCCAGGCCCGAGGCCCCUCGCUCGCCGUCCGUCAGCGCGGGGCUUCGAGGAGCCGCCCUCCUGCCCGCCGGGGCUGGUCAGGGCCUGCGAGCGCUGCCUGUCCCGGGGAGGGGUGAGGCGGGCGGGCUCAGUGCCCCGUCUCCCCCAUGGGCUCCCGGCGCAGGCGGCGGCUUCACUCCCAGCCCGACUCCGCCGCCAUAUUCUUCUUCCUCCUCCUCCUCCUCCUCCUCCCGGUGCUGCGGCGGUUCAGUCCCGACUCCUCAGCGCGCCCUGCGACGUGGCUGCACUCCAGGCACUCAGCAGCCCAGCCGGCAGAGAGGCGCCCUGCUCUGCCCUGCCGCGAGGGAGGGAAGGAGGGAAGGAGGGCGAGCGGCGGCGCGUCCAGCCCGGCUCCUACCGGCUCCGUCUCCGCCUCACUCACUGCGCGGCCGCCAUCUUGGUCUCACCUCUCACUGGAGGCGCGGGGUCUCCCAGCCAGCAGCGGCACGGGCCGCCCGCCAGCAUUUAA
Apus apus (common swift) is the source of this 774-nucleotide messenger RNA. RefSeq names its product protein FAM246B-like. The transcript has a single exon. The record is from RefSeq and is a predicted model, not a curated record. Lineage: Eukaryota; Metazoa; Chordata; Aves; Apodiformes; Apodidae. Bases 1 to 774 code for a protein of 257 amino acids.